AUGAAUUUCAACCUGAGUGCGAUCAGUGAGAUCCGUUUAGCUCCGCCUAGAGAUGUGUCUGUGAAGAUGUCGCUGAACGUGUCGAUCGUUAUAGCCACCCUACUUGGCAAUGGCAGCAUUCUUCUACUGCUACAACGCUUCAAGAGUCUUCGCACAGUUCCCAACAUUUUGAUUGCAAACUUGGCAUUGAUUGACAUCUUCAACGUGGUUGUCACUCUACCUGUCAGUUUGCUUACGAGCAUCCUUACCUUGCAUCACGUGGUCAAAGGUCGGUUGACAUCGGCGUGUGUAGCAUCCUCACAGACUGCCUUCGUGUUUCUCAAUCUUUUUUGCAUGGCGAUGAUGAUGCUGGAUCGCUUUCUUGUCAUCGAAUGGGGAAUGCGCUACAAGCUGUGGAUGAGUACUAGGAGAGUGAUCUUUGCCGUGCUUGGCAUGUGGAUAGUGACCAUUGCGCUGACGAUUCCGUGGUUUCUUAACCUAUACCAGAUAAACCUGGGCGACGCCCCUACGGUCAUCUACCGCAUGAUCUACUACCACAUGGUCGGGGAGUAUGUGACCAUUAUUCGGUCAGCGUUCGCCGUCGUGUACCUGCUGUUAGCGUUGAUGACUUGGAAAAGCUUGCGAGAUCAGACCAAGAAAUACGAUGGAGAUCUGUCUCUGCCAGAUAGGCAACGUGUGAAGCUACAGGCGAGUCGUCGCCGAACGGAGUCCCAUGCUGCUAUCACGGUAGGACUAACCGUGGUGGCGUACAUUCUCUCGUGCAUCCCCCUCAUCGUCUAUGGCAUCUUGACAAAGAAGGCCAGAAAUCUCGUCGGUAGCGAGUUCUUCAGGUGGUUCGCCUUAUUCGCAAACUACUCGCAGUACGUGUCCAGUUUGUGUAACCCCUUCAUCUACAUGGCACGAUGUAAUCGAUUCAACCACGCCCUCAAAGAGCUGUGGCGGUAUCUGUGUAGAUCCAGUAAAAAGACAUGUGACCCGGCGAAGCCUGCAAAAAUACCUUUUCGGAAUACGACCCCCAGCUAUCUGCUAUCGUCAACGCGGCAGCAGGCCGGAAUAGUUAACGAAGGAUGCACCACCGACACAGAUUUAAUCCAGGAAAGUCUUACUUUCAAAGCACACAAUUCAAAUGAACAAGUACGCAUAGAUGAUGCCACAAGGAAGAAGCCAAAUAGACAAGCACGCAUAGAUGUCCCUACGGAGAAGCCAAACGAACAAGCAUGUAUGGAUGAUGCUACCAAACAAGCACCCAUAGAUGACGCGACCAAAAAGAAGCCAAAUGAACAAGCACGCAUGGACGAUGCCACCAAACAAGCACCCAUAGAUGACGCGACCAGUAAGAAGCCAAAUGAACAAGCACGCAUGGAUGCCACCAAACAAGCACCCACAGAUGACGCGACCAGUAAGAAGCCAAAUGAACAAGCACGCAUGGACGAUGCCACCAAACAAGCACCCAUAGAUGACGCGACCAGUAAGAAGCCAAAUGAACAAGCAUGUAUGGAUGAGGCCACCAAAAAAGCACCCAUAGAUGACGCGACCAGUAAGAAGCCAAAUGAACAAGCAUGUAUGGAUGAGGCCACCAAAAAGCACCCAUAG
This is a messenger RNA of Nematostella vectensis (starlet sea anemone), 1593 nucleotides long. Its product is annotated as neuropeptide receptor 22. NCBI's taxonomy places the organism in Eukaryota, Metazoa, Cnidaria, Anthozoa, Actiniaria, Edwardsiidae. The record is from RefSeq and is a predicted model, not a curated record. The transcript is spliced from 4 exons. Gene Ontology annotation, biological process: G protein-coupled receptor signaling pathway. Gene Ontology annotation, cellular component: membrane. Gene Ontology annotation, molecular function: G protein-coupled receptor activity. Bases 1 to 1593 code for a protein of 530 amino acids.